Molecule: messenger RNA, 624 nt
Organism: Mus musculus (house mouse)
Lineage: Eukaryota; Metazoa; Chordata; Mammalia; Rodentia; Muridae
Gene: Spmap1
Product: sperm microtubule associated protein 1
Exons: 3
Coding region: 61-528 (155 amino acids)
Source: RefSeq, marked validated
AGUGAAGUCCCCAUCUAAGGCUCCAGAAAGCUCUCAGACUCGAAGACUGCGGUGGUUAGGAUGGCUUGUUGUUACAACAGUCCUCGGCGACUCGAAAAAUCUUUUGUUUUGGAUGGGGUAGCUGUGAGCACAAUGGCCCAGGCCUACAGCAUCAUGAGGCCCAAGCUGUGGUCUGCAAUUCCGCCUUAUAAUCCUCAACUGGACCACCACAGUCGUCGGUACUUCCGGAGCCGCGUGGUUCCGCCCAUUUUGCGGAAAACUGAUCAGGAUCAUGGUGGCACGGGAAGGGAUGGCUGGAUAGUGGAUUAUUUCCACAUUUUUGGUCAAGGACAGCGAUAUCUCAAUAGGAGGAACUGGGCAGGAGCAGGGCAUUCUCUCCAGCAGGUGAGUGGUCACGACUACUACAACUCCAACCCGAAGGCCAUCACUACGGGCUUAAAUGGCCGAUUCGGCUACCGCCGGAACACUCCAGCCCUCCGCCAGCACACAUCGGUGUUUGGAGAAGUCACACCAUUUCCCAUUUUCUGAAGACAUUGCGUCACAAGGCUUGACCUGCGUCUUCAAGACAGAUGUUUAGAUGAACUGUCAACGAUAUUCUAUAUUUUUAAAGAUUGCAUUCGUGUC